This is a messenger RNA of Lutra lutra (Eurasian river otter), 5363 nucleotides long. It is a transcript of the gene KCNJ6, whose product is annotated as potassium inwardly rectifying channel subfamily J member 6. The transcript is spliced from 4 exons. Bases 221 to 1492 code for a protein of 423 amino acids. Gene Ontology annotation, molecular function: G-protein activated inward rectifier potassium channel activity. Gene Ontology annotation, biological process: regulation of monoatomic ion transmembrane transport; potassium ion import across plasma membrane. NCBI's taxonomy places the organism in Eukaryota, Metazoa, Chordata, Mammalia, Carnivora, Mustelidae. Gene Ontology annotation, cellular component: plasma membrane. The record is from RefSeq and is a predicted model, not a curated record.
CACCGCCAGGAGAAUGGAGACUCCUAACAGCCUCCCGGGGCUGAUGUGAAAUUUGACCAUCUGAUUCCAGCUUGUCUUUCCUUUUCUUUUUUUUAUUUUCUCCCCUCACCAUCCAUCGUGUACUCAAUUAUCAAAUCUUGCUCCGUUCCAAGAGGAGAUCAUGAUUGAGUGAAACCACCCUGUCCGCAGCAAGAAAAAGCACAAAGAAGAAACCGCAGCAAUGGCCAGGUUGACAGAAUCCAUGACUAAUGUCCUGGAGGGCGACUCCAUGGAUCAGGAUGUUGAGAGCCCUGUGGCCAUUCACCAGCCAAAGUUGCCUAAGCAGGCCAGGGAUGACCUGCCAAGACACAUCAGCCGAGACCGGACCAAAAGGAAAAUCCAGAGGUACGUGCGGAAAGAUGGGAAAUGCAACGUCCACCAUGGCAAUGUGAGGGAGACCUACCGCUACCUGACGGAUAUCUUCACCACCUUAGUAGAUCUCAAGUGGAGAUUCAACCUGUUGAUUUUUGUCAUGGUUUACACAGUGACUUGGCUCUUUUUUGGGAUGAUCUGGUGGCUAAUCGCAUACAUCCGAGGAGAUAUGGACCACAUAGAGGACCCUUCAUGGACUCCCUGUGUCACCAACCUCAAUGGGUUCGUCUCUGCUUUUUUAUUCUCAAUAGAGACAGAAACCACCAUCGGUUAUGGCUACCGGGUCAUCACGGACAAGUGCCCAGAGGGAAUUAUUCUCCUCUUAAUCCAGUCUGUGCUGGGGUCUAUUGUCAAUGCAUUCAUGGUGGGAUGCAUGUUUGUAAAAAUAUCACAACCCAAGAAGAGGGCAGAGACCCUGGUUUUUUCCACCCAUGCAGUGAUCUCCAUGAGGGAUGGGAAACUAUGCCUGAUGUUCCGAGUAGGGGAUCUCAGGAAUUCCCACAUCGUUGAGGCUUCCAUCCGAGCCAAGUUGAUCAAGUCCAAACAGACCUCAGAGGGUGAGUUCAUCCCCUUGAACCAAACAGAUAUCAAUGUAGGGUAUUACACCGGGGAUGACCGUCUGUUUCUGGUAUCACCACUCAUCAUCAGCCACGAAAUUAACCAACAGAGUCCUUUCUGGGAGAUCUCCAAAGCCCAGCUGCCCAAAGAGGAACUGGAAAUUGUGGUCAUCCUUGAAGGAAUGGUGGAAGCUACAGGGAUGACAUGCCAGGCUCGGAGUUCCUACAUCACGAGUGAGAUCCUGUGGGGUUACCGGUUCACACCUGUCCUGACGCUGGAAGACGGGUUCUAUGAGGUCGACUACAACAGUUUCCAUGAGACCUAUGAGACCAGCACCCCAUCCCUCAGUGCCAAAGAGCUGGCUGAGCUAGCCAGCAGGGCGGAGCUGCCCCUGAGUUGGUCUGUGUCCAGCAAACUCAACCAACAUGCAGAACUGGAGACUGAAGAAGAAGAAAAGAACCUCGAGGAACAAACAGAAAGGAAUGGUGAUGUGGCAAACCUAGAGAACGAAUCCAAAGUUUAGUCUCCUAGCUGGGCAGCUCCUUCUCCUCUCCCCUCGCACAACCUUUUCUUGUCUCUCAUUCUCUUUCUUUUUUGUCUCUCUUACUUGGUUGUUUAUUUAUUUAUAUUUAAUUUUGACAUUAUCAGAAAACAAAUCUUCAAGGUGUAAAAUAUCUACCUGCCCUCUCUCAGUUAUUCAGAUUGAUAAGGUAGACAUGGAUUUGGUUAAGGUACAACAUGCCCUCAUUUGUGGCCCAAGCUUGCUCUCUUCCCGAAAUACAACACAUCCGACUCCUAGGGAUUUAAGCUACUUACCUGCAUGUCUUGUACAAUACCAGAUCACUCAAAGAGUGUGUCAAAGAUUUUACCUGGGAUAUGACAAGUUAGGUCUCUGGUGCCUAUUAUUCAUGCAGUGAGACAUAGCAUAUAACCCUCAGUUUUAUAGAUUCAAAUAAAUUUCAUCUACAGGGUGAGGUGCUUGACCCAUACUGGCAUUGCAGUUAUAGGACCCAGGUCAGGUAAAGACAAAACACUGUACAUAUAUAUGCCUUAUGUAAUUACUUUCUUUUCGCAGUUAGUAAUAAAGCCCAGCAUGUACAAAAGUACUGUAGAACUUCUAAAUAAUGUACAUAAAUGUAUAAUUAUUGUAGGUUUAGAUAUAUAACUUUAGAAAUAAGAUGCAAAAAAAAAAAAGAUUCCCAGUGUACAGUAGGCAUUUCUGUUCUGAUGUCUUUGCUUCCUUAAUUUCUUUGGUCCCAUUGACCCCGGCCCUUAGUGCAUGGCCUUCGUUCCGUGUCCCAGACUGGUAGUGUUUGGGUACCUCACUGCUCCCUUGCUGAUUCCUUCAUUGAAUCUAAUAAGCCAUAGGUCUGGGGGAAGUUAGGUGGUCUAGUACAUGGCAAAACCCACCACCAUUAUGCUGAUAUACAGUGAAAUGUUUACAAAACUGAGGUCUCUUUUUUUGGUAAGAGGAGCCUCACUGAUUAGCCUGGGGGGAUAUUCCAGGGGGAGGACACCAUCUGGCAUGUCACCAAUGAUGUGUUUAUGCUUUUCCCAUGAGCUGCUACCCUUUGCAGUACAAGAGUUUGGGAAACUCUUCUACAAAACCAUGGAUUCUCCAGCUGUUCCACUCUGUAAUCGUAAGAAACUACAGACUUUAAAAAAUGAGACAUGGUAAUUUAGCAGAAGAUGGUUUGGGUCUAAAGCCAUGACAUUCAUGAAGGCAUGUGGUAGGAGACAUGUAUUGUAAUCAUUCACCUGACAAACUUUGAAUCCAUCUGGCUCUCUUCCUGUCCCUGCCAGCUUACCCAUCAGCAUUUCCUGCAUUUGUAUUUAUUACUAUUCUUAUUCUUCUAUUAUUAUGAAAUGACCAGAGUUCAGUAGUAAAGAUUAGAUCAACAAUCUAGGUGACUAUGAAAUCUUUCUAGAGAGUGCCACGGGUGGAAAAUCAAAUCCAAAAUGUCUCCCAAUCAGAAGAAAACAAGCAAAAAACUGCGGCCUUAAUUCAUUUUAAUCUGCAAAGAUAAAAGGAGAGAGAGAGAGAUUAAGAGAGAAAGAGAAGGAAAGAAGGCAUUUUGUACUAAAACUCUAAAUUCAAGAUGAAAAAAAUUCAAAUAAAAAGAUAAAUGGAAGAGAAUGUCAGACAAAAUCUCAAGGGCAGGUGGAAAUUUUGCACUGUAACAGAUCUUUCACAUUAAUUUCACAAUUUUAAACUAUUUGUUCCCUAAAACAGUCACCCAUCAUAAAUAUUCAUCGACCAAACUCAAGUUCCUUUUCAGCUGCUACGGCUGUGCUCAGUUUGAGGCUUUGUGCCAUGAAGGUCAAAGAACUCAAACUAGCUAUCACUCACUCCCUGUUGCCCUUGACUUCCUUGACCAGAUCGCGCAGGCCUUCUUUGUAUGUUGGGGAUCUUAUCUACUAAAAAGCAUGCCCCAGAUGUAAGGAAUGUGACUCCUCAGUUUAACACAGGGGGUCUCUCUUCUCCCACUUAUGAGACCUCACAUCAGGACAGCUGCUUCUUGGCACUUGGACUUAACUGGAAAUGAAACUGUUGGCCAUAGCCCUUUCCUGUUUGCCAACAUUUCACAUUUUGCAUUGAAUAUCUGUUGAAUCAUUUAUUCAUUCCACACAAUCCAAGGAGGAGGUUGUAGUCGAGGAGGAAGAGGGAGCCCCAUACACUUCCUGCCAGGCUGUGGGGAGGUACUGUGGCCUUACCUGGCUGUAGCCUUAUGAAAGGCGCCCUUGACUUGGGGGUGCUAACCCUGCAACAUCCCCAGACUUGCAGGGCAAAGCAUGGUAGCAUAAAGAAAGAUGAAGCAUGGGCUGCAAAAAGUCUGCUAAUUUAGCUCUUGGCGACUCAGUGGGCCUUUUUUAAAUCCAUUACUAAGGCUCAAAGGACAACACACAUCCUGUUGUCUGGUUGGAAUAGUAGUUUGGGGCCCUCUAGCACAACUAAACAAAGAGCCUUGACAACCCUUCGGUCAUGCACACGUGUUAGUUCUCUAUCUGUGACAGGGCACCCGGGGGUGAGGUCUCGCCCUAUUUCUCAUUGUCUUUGGCGUCAAUGUAGUUGGAGACAGAACAUGAACCAAAUCUCGUUUUUGUAAUGUGAGCCUCUGAAUCUUUAAACAAGGAUGCUCCAGAAGAACCUUUUACUAGAAUGUCCCUAUCAAACAUGUCUAUUUUUCUACAAUUAUUGAUAACACAGUUUAACAGUGUAUUUUGUGUCAACUGUUAAAAUUUGGAAUUGAAAGAAGCUCAUUAAGACUGAAUUUUCUAAGCAGCAAGUAUUGAAUGGUGUUUUUCAUUAAGACUGUACAACAAAGACGAGCCCACAAUUUCUACUCGUUCUAUUCCAUCCUAUCGAGUUCCCAUUCACACAGUCACUUUGUUAGGAAAUCAAGUGCUAUGAAAAUAAGUCAGCCUAUUGGAAUGCAACAAUAUCCAUAACUAAUGAGGAUCACUCUCAACUUGAUAUUUUGAUCUGUUAGUUUGGUGUGUUUGAGUCACCUUCCAUAAAAGCAUGGUGGGAUCUGAUAACCAGAUAAGAAUUUUGAACCAUAGGAUUACGGUUUGCCACAGUUGACCCCAAUCUGGAGAAAAGGGCAGACUCAGCUGGAAGCACGACCUCCCCAAGGGCUGAUGAGACCCUCAGAUUCUCACUUCCAUUCACCCCAAUAUGCUUUCCAACUGGAAAACCAAUUUGUUUAUGAGUCAACUUUAUGUAACUAAUAAAAUUAUUUAUGUUUUUGGCUGUUCCCUUGGCAAAUGAUACUCUUUUGAAUUAACAUAUUUACAAUCACUGUACUGCUAGGUCUUUGCUUAUCCAUUUCCUCAUAACAUGGCAUUCCAGCCUGUUCACCCAACAUACAGCCACUCCAUGUCCAUGAGAAGGAACUCCCUCUUCCCCCACUCCCUUCCACUGUCUGUCUCUCUCUUUUGUGCUGUUCGUAGUUCCCCAGUGCCAGGUCCAUUGACUUAGUUCAUUAUCUUAUGUUCUCUAACAACAAUCCAGCUGUUGUCUCUAAAAAUGUCAACCUAUUUCUUAAGCACAAUUUUCUCUUGCAGGUUUAACCAAACUAGGGCUCUGAAAUGUCUAUUUCUCAUUGUACUCUGAUUAAAAAAUUAUUUACGACUUCAUUCAAAAGGCUAAAUUUUGAAGUUUCAAGAGCAACAUCCUUAUGCUUUCCCUCCCUACAUUUUCUUACAUUUCAGGUUUCUUACUUUUUCCCCUUUGCUUUUUAAUUUAGAUUUAAGCCAAUGUGUUUGGGAUGUUCAGAAUCUGUUUAGAAAGGUGGGAGCUGGUGGACAGAGAGUUAUAAAAAUGCCAUUAGAAAACUACUUGAACUCACCCAAAGAAUGUGAAGUCAUUUGAUUAGCUGAGUAAUUCAAGA